AUGUCGGAUGACGAGGAUUUUAUGCAGGAGUCGGACGAGGAGCAAUAUGAUUUUGAGUAUGAAGAAGACGAGGACGACGAGUCUGGAGAUAUCGACAUCGAGAACAAAUACUACAAUGCGAAGCAACUCAAGCUCACUGACCCAUCCGAUGCGAUUGACGAAUUCCUAGGCAUUCCGCCACUUGAGGAAGAGAAAGGCGAGUGGGGGUUUAAAGGGUUGAAGCAGGCAAUCAAGCUAGAGUUCAAGUUGGCCAAAUAUGAUGAGGCAGCGGACCAUUUCGCAGAGCUCCUCACCUACGUAAAAUCAGCCGUGACGAGGAAUUAUUCCGAACAGUCCAUCAAUAAUAUGCUCGACUAUAUCGAGAAAGGCGCCGAUGGCAAAGAAGCGGCGAAGAGCAUGGAGAAGUUCUACUCCCUCACGUUGCAGAGCUUCCAAAGUACCAACAACGAGCGGUUGUGGCUCAAGACGAAUAUCAAGCUUGCCAAGCUGCUUCUUGAUCGGAAAGAGUAUAGCUCCGUGUCCAAGAAGCUACGAGAGCUGCACAAGGCCUGCCAGCGACCAGAUGGCACAGACGACCCGGCUAAAGGCACAUACUCGCUGGAGAUAUAUGCCCUCGAGAUUCAAAUGCUGGCAGAGACCAAGAACAACAAACAGCUCAAGGCUCUGUAUCAACGGGCGUUGAAAGUAAAGUCCGCCGUUCCCCAUCCUCGUAUCAUGGGAAUCAUCAGAGAAUGCGGCGGCAAAAUGCACAUGAGCGAAGAGAACUGGAAGGAGGCACAGAGCGACUUUUUCGAAUCGUUCCGCAACUACGACGAGGCGGGGUCUCUACAACGUAUCCAAGUGCUCAAGUAUCUACUUUUAUCUACAAUGCUGAUGAAGUCCAACAUCAACCCGUUUGACUCGCAAGAGACCAAACCGUACAAGUCCGAUGCCAGAAUAUCAGCCAUGACGGAGCUCGUUGACGCUUAUCAAAGAGACGACGUGCAUGCCUACGAGAAAGUACUGCAGGGUCAUCAGGAUAUCUUGGAUGACCCUUUUAUCGCGGAGAACAUUGACGAAGUCACCCGUAACAUGCGGACCAAGGGCAUUUUGAAGCUGAUAGCUCCAUACACCCGCAUGAAACUCGACUGGAUUGGGCAGCAGCUUAGGAUCUCGCAGCCCGAGGUACAGGACAUAGUCGGAUUCUUGAUUGUAGACAGCAAGAUCAACGGAACAAUCAAUCAACAGGAUGGAGUCCUCGAGAUUACAUCAGACGCCGACAUUGAGCGGGUUCGGGCCAUGAGCAGCCUCUCGGCAUCGAUAGCCGAGCUGUUCAGUGCCGUGUUCCGGGAAGGCGAUGACUUCCGAAGCAACGAGCGCGAUGCUUCCUUUGAUCAGUCGAUGGACUUCCAAGGCCUCUCUGUGGGAAGAGCGCUUCGCGGGACAGGGCAGCAACGAACAAAAAAGGGCAAAGGGUCGAGUGCAAUGUGGGCAUGA
This is a messenger RNA of Metarhizium album ARSEF 1941, 1476 nucleotides long. RefSeq names its product PCI/PINT associated module. Gene Ontology annotation, biological process: protein deneddylation. NCBI's taxonomy places the organism in Eukaryota, Fungi, Ascomycota, Sordariomycetes, Hypocreales, Clavicipitaceae. The transcript is spliced from 3 exons. Gene Ontology annotation, cellular component: COP9 signalosome. The record is from RefSeq and is a predicted model, not a curated record. Bases 1 to 1476 code for a protein of 491 amino acids.